GCUAUUUUUGCCAACUGUGUGGCCAUGGGGGUCACAAAGCCAUAUCCAGAUGAUGAUUCCAACCACACCAACCACCAGCUGGAACAAGUUGAAUACGUCUUCCUCGUCAUCUUCACCAUCGAGACCUUCACCAAGAUCCUUGCCUACGGUUUAGUGAUGCACCCCAGCGCCUACAUACGCAGCGGUUGGAACCUGCUGGAUUUUAUCAUCGUCAUCGUCGGGUUGUUCAGUGUGAUGGCGGAGGGAAUGACGGACCAUAAGCCUGGCGAGGCCCACCAUGCUGCAGGAAAACCCGGAGGCCUGGAUGUUAAAGCUCUCAGAGCGUUCAGGGUGCUGCGACCUCUUCGGCUCGUAUCCGGCGUGCCAAGUUUACAGAUUGUGUUGAACUCCAUCAUGAAGGCCAUGGUCCCACUGCUCCACAUCGGCAUGCUCGUCAUGUUCGUCAUCAUAAUCUACGCCAUCAUCGGCUUGGAGCUUUUCCUCGGCAGGAUGCACAAGACGUGCUUCGACACCAGCACGGGCCUCAUGGUGGAGGACGAUCCGUCCCCGUGUGCUUUUGCGGGAGUCGGACGUUUUUGUGUCACCAAUGGCACCGAAUGCAAAGGGAAGUGGGAGGGUCCGAAUGGCGGCAUCACAAACUUUGACAACAUUUUCUUUGCCAUGCUCACAGUUUUCCAGUGCAUCACUAUGGAGGGCUGGACAGAUGUUCUCUACUGGAUGAAUGAUGCCAUCGGCUUCGACAUUCCCUGGGUCUACUUUGUUUCUUUAGUCAUUUUCGGAUCAUUUUUCAUCAUCAACCUUGUAUUGGGUGUGUUGAGCGGCGAGUUCUCCAAAGAAAGAGAGAAGGCUGUUGCGCGUGGAGAGCUGCAGAAAGCUCAGGAGAGCAAGCAGAUGGAGGAGGACAUGAUCGGAUACAUGGACUGGCUUAUAGAAGCCGAGGAUGUGGACGAAGAAGGAAACAAACGUGCUGCAAUUGCAAAGAAAAAGAUGAUGAAGAAAUUUGGUUGGUACAAACACAGCGAGGACGGAGGAGAGUCUGACUCUGACGACGAUAUCGCUUAUCUCGAUGAUGAUAAUGGCUUCUGUGCUUCACUCAUGGCGAAGAUGAUGGCUAACAGCUUCUGUGACCAGUUGUGCCAGCUGAACCACACAAUGAGGAAAAACUGCCGGGUUGCAGUGAAGACCACAAACUUCUACUGGUUGGUGUUGCUGCUGGUGUUCCUCAACACGGUGGCCAGCGCCUCGGAGCAUUACGGACAGCCAAAAUGGCUCACAGAAAUGCAGGAGCGAGCCAAUAAGAUCCUGCUGCUGCUCUUCACCUUGGAGAUGCUGAUGAAGAUGUACGCCUUCGGUCUUCAGAUCUACUUCAUGGCCCUGUUCAACCGCUUCGACUGUUUCGUGGUGUGUGGCGGCAUUCUCGAAACGCUGCUUGUAGAGAUGGAUGUCAUCCCGCCCAUCGGCAUCUCCGUACUGCGCUGCAUCCGGCUGCUCAGGAUUUUCAAGAUGACCCGGCACUGGGCUGCUCUCUCUGAUCUGGUCACCUCACUGCUCAACUCCAUGAAAGCUAUCUGCUCCCUUCUGCUGCUGCUCUUCCUCUUCCUCAUCAUCUUCGCCCUGCUGGGGAUGCAGCUGUUUGGAGGGAAGUUCAACUUUGACGAUACUCAGAUGAAGAGAAGCACGUUUGACUCCUUCCCUCAGGCUCUGUUAACAUGUUUCCAGAUUCUCACCGGAGAGGACUGGAACGCCGUGAUGUAUGACGGCAUCAUGGCGUACGGCGGGCCGAUCUUCCCUAACAUGGUGGUUUGCAUUUACUUCGUCAUCCUCUUUGUCUGUGGUAACUACAUCCUGCUAAACGUCUUCUUGGCUAUCGCUGUGGAUAACUUGGCAAGCGGCGGUGGAAAGAAAGCAGUAGAGGAGAAAAAGGAGGAAGAAGAGGAUUGGGAUGAGGAUGAAGAGAAAGAGGAUGAAGAUGCAGGGAAUGAAGAGGAUGACUGGCAGGAAAACGAGGAGCUGAGAGCCAUCGAGGGCCUGGAGGGCGUUGCUCCACUAAAGCCCGAGUUCUCCGGCCCCAAAGAGAAGAUUGUGCCGAUUCCUGACGGAAGCUCCUUCUUCAUCCUUGGAAAGAAAAACUGUUUGCGAGUUGCCUGCCACAACCUCAUUCACCACCCCUACUUCACCAACUUCAUCCUCAUCUUCAUCAUCCUCAGCAGCAUCUCGCUGGCUGCUGAGGAUCCCAUCAAAUCCCACUCUUUCAGAAACAUCGUGCUCGGAUACGCCGAUUACGUCUUCACUUCGGUUUUCACAGUGGAGAUCGUCCUGAAGAUGACGGUUUAUGGAGCUUUUCUUCACACCGGCUCUUUCUGCAGGAACGCCUUCAACCUCCUGGACCUGCUGGUCGUCAGUGUGUCGCUCACGUCUUUCUUCUUACAUUCGAGUGCGAUCUCCGUGGUGAAAAUCCUGCGAGUCCUCCGAGUGCUGAGGCCGCUGCGAGCCAUCAACAGAGCCAAGGGGCUGAAGAACGUGGUGCAGUGUGUCUUCGUGGCGAUUCGCACCAUCGGCAACAUCUUGAUCGUCACCACUCUGCUUCAGUUCAUGUUUGCUUGCAUUGGAGUGCAGCUUUUCAAGGGCCGAUUCUACAGCUGCACAGACGAAGCCAAACACACGCCAGACGAGUGCAAAGGAACCUUUGUGGUGUAUAAAGACGGGGACAUGAACCACCCUAUGGUCAGAGAGAGGAUCUGGGAAAACAGUGACUUUAACUUUGACAAUGUGCUGAUGGGGAUGCUGGCUUUGUUCACUGUGUCCACGUUUGAAGGCUGGCCUCAGCUCCUGUACCGGGCCGUGGACGCCAACGCCAUAAACCGAGGCCCAAUUUACAACUACAGAGUGGAGAUCUCCAUCUUCUUCAUCAUCUACAUCAUCAUCAUCGCUUUCUUCAUGAUGAACAUAUUCGUGGGUUUCGUCAUCAUCACUUUUCGAGAGCAAGGAGAGGCCGAGUUCAAAAACUGCGAACUCAACAAGAAUCAAAGGCAGUGUGUGUAUUACGCCCUGAAAGCUCAGCCAAUAAAGAUCUACAUCCCUAAAAACCCGUCGCAGCUGAAGUUCUGGAGGAUCAUCAACUCCAGCCAGUUUGAAUACGUCAUGUUUGUGCUGAUUUUGGGAAACACUCUCACUCUGGCGGUUCAGCAUUAUGAGCAGUCGAAGCUGUUCACCUCCGUCAUGGACAUCCUCAACAUGAUCUUCACCGUGGUUUUCACCGUAGAGAUGAUCAUCAAGCUGAUGGCUCUUCGAGCUCAUCAUUACUUCAUCGAUCCCUGGAAUUCAUUUGACGCUCUGAUCGUUGUUGGCAGCGUCUUGGACAUCGCAGUGUCUGAAUUUAGCGGAGGAGGCGGCCAUGGAGAGGGCGGUGGAAAAGGAGAAAGCGGGAAAGUGUCCAUCACGUUCUUCCGCUUGUUCCGAGUGUUGAGGUUGGUGAAGCUCCUCAGCAAAGGAGAAGGCAUCCGAACUCUUCUCUGGACUUUUGUCAAAUCCCUGCAGGCCUUGCCUUACGUUGGCCUCCUCAUCGCUAUGAUCUUCUUCAUCUACGCUGUGAUCGGCAUGCAGAUGUUUGGGAAAAUAGCCAUCGAUGACGACACAGACAUCAACAGAAGCUGCAACUUCCAGACGUUCUUCAUGGCGGUUCUGGUUCUUUUUAGGUGUGCCACCGGAGAGCAGUGGCAGCAGAUCAUGCUGGGCGCGCUGCCCGGCCGGCGCUGCGACCCGGAGGCCGACGUCGAGCCCGGCGAAGAAUACACCUGCGGGAGUAACCUGGCCUACCUUUACUUCAUCAGCUUCUUCAUGCUCUGCGCUUACCUGAUCAUCAACUUGUUCAUUGCUGUCAUCAUGGACAACUUUGAGUAUCUGACCAGAGACUGGACGGUUCUGGGGACUCACCACCUGGACGAGUUCAAGCGAGUUUGGUCCGACUACGACCCAGAAGCCACAGGUCGCAUCAAGCACAUCGAUGUAGUCACUAUGUUACGCAGGAUUCAGCCUCCUCUCGGCUUCGGAAAGCUUUGUCCUCAUCGCGUUGCUUGCAGAAGACUGGUGGCCAUGAAUGUUCCCCUCCACCCCGAUGGCACCGUCACCUUCAACGCCACUCUGUUCGCUCUGGUCCGAACUUCACUGAAGAUCAAAACUGAAGGUCCCGUUGAUCAGCAGAACGAGGAGCUGAAGGUUAUCAUCAAGAAGCUGUGGAAACACACAAAACCUAAACUCAUCGAUGAAAUCAUUCCGCCCCCUAGAGGCGAUGAGGUGACUUGUGGAAAGGUUUAUGCCAGUUUCCUGAUCCAAGAUUACUUCAAAAAGUACAGAAAGAGGAAAGAGAGGGAAAGGAAAUCCAAGAGGAAAGACAAGGCUGCUGCCCUGCAGCAAGGGCUGCGGACGCUGCAGGACUUGGCUCCAGAGAUGCGUCUGGCGAUGGCCUGUGACCUUGAGGAAGAGGAGGCCAUCGAGGGCGAGAUGACGGGCGACGAGAUCUUCGACAGCGAGCCGGGGACGUCGGCGAACCCCACGCCCGCCAGCACGCCGAUGCCGCCUCUGGACAUACUGGUGGAGCAGACGGCGGUGAUCAUCGAGCCCACGCCCCGGGUCGCCAAGAAGGACGUGAUCACCACGCAGGUGGAGGCCGUGCAGGAACACCUGAGGCCGGGAUCGGAGCUGGCCGGACUGAGAGUCGUUACAGAGCAGCCUGCAAGAUCCGAACCGCUUCCAAUCAGCGAAUCGCCUCUUCCUCCUUCUCCACCUCCAACAGAGAUGUCGGGAGGAGAAGACUUUCUCCUCAAAGAUGCACUCGUUCCAACUCAAAGUGAAGCGGCUGAGCAGUUUUACAGCAGUGAGGCGUUUAUGGCAAGCAUGCCGUCAGUAGAUGGGUAUGAGUAUCAAGAGGCGGUUUCUCCUGUACCAACCGAAACAGGAGACAACGGCCAGAGUUUGGAUGUAGCCAGCAGCAUAGGAGAAAUUCCCUAUGAAGGUCAUGACCCCAACGGCUUCAUCAGCAACGCAUACAGUGAAAACAAUAUGAAUGGAGGCAGUGCCGCUGUCAGUCCCGCUCCCUACGAUGCAAACGGAUACAACAGCAAUGAAUACACCGGCUACAACGAGAAUGGAAGUACUGUGAACGGUUGCAAUGAAAAUGGCAGCACCAUCAGCGGCUACAAUGGGAGCAGUGGUUACAAUGGGAACACUAGCUACAACGAGAAUGGCUACAAUGGGAACACUGGUUAUAAUGGAAACACUAACUACAACGAGAAUGGCUACAAUGAAAAUGAGAAUAAUGGAGCCCAGUUUGUCAGGAGACGAUUACUUCCUGCCAUACCAAAAGGUCGGAAGCCUGCGUUUAACUUCCAGUGUCUAAAGCCUCAGACCAGCGUUGACGACCUCCCCAUCCCUGGAAACUACCGUGGGAACACAUCUCCAUCCAGAUCCCGCCUGCAGCAGGGCCUGGACUCCCGGCCCAGCAGCGUGUCCUCCAUGUCGUCCGCCACCUGGGCCAACACGGCAGCAGCCGGAGCCACCCCCCUUCCAGGAAUAAUUGCCCCCACCGGGCGUCGCGGAAAGCUCAUCUACACGCCCAUGAUCCUGGUGGAUGAAGAAAGCGGCUCCAGUCAGCCGCUCUGGUGCGACGGGUCUGCCAGUCUCCCUGCAGGGAAACGACCGGGCUGGUACCCGGGUCAGACCAGAACCUUCACCAGCGUCAGGAUGCCACCUUCGGCCAACCAGGGCAUCAUAGAUAAAGGCAGCGCAGACAAUCUGGUCGAAUCGAUCUUGAUCUCCGAGGGCCUCGGCAUGUACGCCAGGGAUCCAAAAUUCGUGAGCUUUGCCAAGCGGGAAAUUGCCGAAGCGUGUCACAUGAGCCUGGACGAAAUGGAGAGCGCGGCUGCUGACCUGAUAGCGCGGGGAGCCAGUCACCUGUCCCGGUUCGAGGACGAACUAGCCGACGAAAUGAACUGCGUGAUUUCUUACUGAGAUCAGCAAAGCCAAAAGCAAAGAGAAAAACAGUAAGAACAUGAAAGUCUUGAGCCAAUAUUUUAUAAGAGUGUGUUAUGUCAGUUUAUAUGUCAGUUGUUUAAAGCAAAUAUUGCGUGUGAGAGGUGUGUUUUGUAGUUUUUAAACAUCCUGUUGGAUAUGAAAUACUUUUGUUUGUGAAUGCCAAAACAUGCACACAGAUGAGGCUCAGGAAGUUUUUAUAUUUACACAACAGUGCAAUAUAAAGUCAGACUUUUGCUUUUAAGUCAUUAUAACAGAGAAUUUACAAAAAAAUCAUAUGUAAUUUAGAUGAUAUCUCAAUGCAUUAUGUGUUUUAGAGAAACUACAUUAAAUUAAACUGAAUAUCCUCUAAGAUGCAGCAUUGAAACUUCUGUUAAAAAAAGUCUGUGGUGUAUUUCUUGAUUAUUGUGAGUGUUCAUCCAGGUCGCUUUACAUUCUGAGCAAAUAAAAUAUGUUUUCUCAAA
Messenger RNA from Xiphophorus maculatus (southern platyfish), 6491 nucleotides. RefSeq names its product voltage-dependent L-type calcium channel subunit alpha-1D (gene cacna1fa). Gene Ontology annotation, biological process: calcium ion import across plasma membrane. Gene Ontology annotation, cellular component: membrane; voltage-gated calcium channel complex. The transcript has 45 exons. Gene Ontology annotation, molecular function: high voltage-gated calcium channel activity. The record is from RefSeq and is a predicted model, not a curated record. Bases 25 to 6006 code for a protein of 1993 amino acids. Lineage: Eukaryota; Metazoa; Chordata; Actinopteri; Cyprinodontiformes; Poeciliidae.